AUGGAUGCAACUACAAAGUUUGCUAGUAAUGUUACAUUGAUUAACGUUACAGAACAGGAGACGUUCAACGCAACGUCAUCAAACGUUUCCGGAUGGGAGCCUUUCUCUGUAGUCAGUUACUAUAGAGACACACGUGUGCUGCUCUGGAGGGUGAUUCCGCCGAUUCUUGUUUUCAUUGGAACGAUCGGAAACGCUCUGACUAUUAUCGUGCUGCUUCGUCAGAAGAAGAUGACGUCAACGGCGAUGUUCCUGUUAGCUCUGGCGCUUUCAGAUACGCUCAUUUUGUGCAACGCACCUCUGCGAGCCUGGUUGUAUAAUACCUGGGACAUUGAAGUCCUGUCGCUGAGUAGCCCCGGGUGCAAAGCGUUAUCCUACCUUCAUUACUGCAGCUUCCACCUCUCAUCGUUGCUGAUCGUGGUCGUCACGCUCGAGAGAACAGCUUGCGUGCUGUUCCCGCAUAAAGUGAGACUGGGCUGUUCCCCACACAACGCUGGUAUGAUCAUCAUCUCCAUUGUGCUAUCCGUGUUCGGAAUAAAUAUAAUAAUACUCGUGAUAUUUGAUGUGAAUGAAAACACGGGCUGGACGUGCCGUCCGUUCACGAAGGGAUAUCGAGACCUAUCUGAAUACGUUUACGGAUGGAUCGACUUCACGUUAAGGUUCGGCGCGCCUUUCCCGCUGCUACUCAUUGGCAACGUCAUCAUCGUAGUGCAGCUCGCGCGUUCCCGCUCAAGACGUCAGCGGAUGAAUAUUUCCGGUCAGGCACGCGACACGCGUCCAUUGUCCAUAUUGAUGAUGGCCCUGUGUGUGCUGUUCCUCCUCACGAUGACACCGUUGUUCGUCUUAAGAUUUUACUUUCUCUACCAGAGGGAGAAGCUAUCUGCGCUCGAGGCAAAUGAUUUCGUGUACAUUGCGUUCCUUUACGAUGUUGCCGUUCAGGUCCACUACUCCAACGCCACCUUCAACUUUGCCAUCUACGUGUUCAGCGGCUCGAGGUUCCGCGCAGAGCUGAGGAGCCUGCUUUGCUGUAAGGCAACACAAGGCACCAUAUUGUUUGGAAGCUAG
Messenger RNA from Dreissena polymorpha, 1062 nucleotides. RefSeq names its product cysteinyl leukotriene receptor 2-like. Gene Ontology annotation, cellular component: plasma membrane. The record is from RefSeq and is a predicted model, not a curated record. Lineage: Eukaryota; Metazoa; Mollusca; Bivalvia; Myida; Dreissenidae. The transcript has a single exon. Gene Ontology annotation, biological process: G protein-coupled receptor signaling pathway. Gene Ontology annotation, molecular function: G protein-coupled receptor activity. The coding region runs from base 1 to 1062 and encodes 353 amino acids.